UUCCCGUUGCGACGUCCCUCUUCAGAGUACGUAAGAAGCAAUACUUCUACAAUUUCUGGAAAACGUGGAUGAAUGUUGAUAUGGACAUGCAAAUAAAUUGUUCUACGCCCUACACAAUUGGAUAUUUGACAUUUUGCAUAAGAAGGGCAUCGUGAAACUAGACAUUUUCCUGUUCCCUCGCCCCUGUAAACCACCAGACUCACAGACAUGGAGGGUAAAGAAGAGAUCAGUGACACAGACAGUGGUAUCAUUCUCCACUCUGACUUCACAGUAGCCUCUUUGUCAUUGUGUGUCCCAGGACCUGAUAGUCCUGCCACCAUUAUGAAGGACGUGACCACUCACACCCGGGCCGUCAAGCUCAAGCACCAGUCACUGGAAGACCGACUAGAGCUCUGCCUACUGGAGCUGAAGAAGCUUUGCAUCCGAGAGGCUGAGCUGACUGGUCGGCUGUCUGCAGACUACCCUUUGCUGCCUGGGGAGAAGCCACCUCAAAUCCGCCAACGAAUCGGAGCUGCCUUCAAACUAGAAGAGCAGAGCAUCCCACAGGGAGCAGUGAACUCUGAGCUGAACUCUGUGGAAGCUGAGCUAUCCCUGCAGUUGCAGAUACACAAAGCGGUCCAAAGACUGUGCUGUGAGGAACACCAGAGCAAGGCGGUGAAGAGAAGCCGGUUACAGCAGUGCAAGCGUGAGGAGAAGAAAGUCAAACAACUGCAGGACACAGCGUUUCAGCUGCGCCUACAGCAUGGGCGGUCUUCACCACGGCCAGACUGCACCAGCACACAGAGAGAUCAGGGCACUUCUGAUGAUAGCUCUCUGUCGGAUUCGGCACUGCUCGACGAAGUAGAGGUGAUUAGUCAGUCAUCUCAACCAUCCGUGGAGCUCCCUCACCUAGGAGGACCAGUAGAUCCUCCCCAGCCUCCCCUUGACCCCUCACACCCCCCUGGGCCUAGCCCCCACGAGUCUCCCACUACUACUCCAACCCUGGAGGAGCUACAGUCUCUUUUCAACACCAGCCUGGAAUUGGAGCCCCCUCCCAUCGAGCACUCGCCCUGGACAGAGUCCAGUCUGGACCAGCCUUACCAGAAGACCAAGAAGAAGUCACACUCUGGUAGCAGAAAGUCAAGUAGUCCAGCCACGACCCCUGUGUUGCCUCCUGUGGACGCCUGUUGUAGAGACACGGCCCUGACACUGCAGUUCUCCUCCCAUCUCAAACUGAGCUACACCCAGUCCAACAGCGCCCCAUCCACCCCGGAGAUGCACCUUCGCCGCCAGCUCUCUCUCAGACUUCCCAACAGUGAGCCUCCGUUGAACCUGGAUAAGGAUCGAGGACGUACCCGUGUUCCCAGGAGGCUACUAACGGAUUACGUGGUAACGUCUCCAGGCGAGUCCCCUGUCCUGAGGGCAGGCUACGGAAAUCCCAUAUACCAUUCCAGCUCUGAGACUGAGGACAGUAACUCUGAACACUCUGCCCCAUCCUACACCAGUUCACCAUGUCGUGAGAUGCCUUGUGACCUGCCCAGGCAGUCUCAGCUCACCUAUAAGUACCAACACUCCAGCCCCAAUGACAAUCAUCGACCAAUGGCCUACCCCCCAGGCCCCGGCUUCUACCAGAACCCCCAGCACCAGUCCAACCCCAGCUUCCACAGGGGUUACUAUGACAACAGGAUGGUCUACCCUUCAGAGAUGGAUAUGACCAGGCUGUAUCAUGGCACCCCGCUCCCCUGUCACCCCAGCCAGUAUGAACACUGGUACGAGGAGGCCCCUUUGCACCCCCAGUGGGCUCUCAGGUCCCUGCCCCCUCACAUCAGACUGUCCCGCGCCCCUUCGCUCCGGGAGUACCCUCACCACCCAUCCAGAGGCCUCCCCCAGCAGGUGGUAAACGAAGAGCUCAAGUCGUGGCACCAGCGCAAACAGUUCAGACCUCGCUCCCUGGACAGACAGGGCGCGGCCAGGGUGAGGAGUGUACAGUCACCUCUCACCCAGCACAACAAGUACCCUGAACAGGCUCCCCAGAGACGUGUCAUCCAGAGGGCAGCGGACGGGUCCCCAGUGCAGUGGUUUGUGGAUGACGACUCUGAGAUCGUCAGUCAGGUGUAGGACUAUUGAGAGGGCCCCCAGUGCCACCCUCUCUCUGGAAAGCUCUGACCUCCCCCGGCCCACAGAGCCCUAUUUAUUCAUUAAUUUAUUACAUCACUGGACUUGGUGCUGAUAUGAGAUGAGAGAGAGCGAGAGACUGGGCAUAGUAUCAAAGAGGAUCUGAGGCUUUAUAUUAUUGACUUCAACAUGUUACCAGGGCAACACGAAAGUCAAAGCCACAAAGCAACAGACUACAACGUUCCCCUGGUGCUUCCCUUUUUACUGUGAAAGAGCCGCUGUGUUGAACAUUCUUUCAUGGUUAGUUUGUUAGCUGUUUUUUUGUACGGAUCUAUUGAUGUGUUAAGUACUAUCGAAAAUGUUUCUAAAAUAUAUUUAGAUAUUGUUUUUCAAAAAAGGAAAAAGUUUCUCUUUAGAAAUGAAUAAAUAAUUAAAUAAAGAUUUAUAAUGUUAAUCCUA
This is a messenger RNA of Oncorhynchus tshawytscha (Chinook salmon), 2553 nucleotides long. RefSeq names its product innate immunity activator b (gene inavab). The transcript has 10 exons. The coding region runs from base 208 to 2097 and encodes 629 amino acids. NCBI's taxonomy places the organism in Eukaryota, Metazoa, Chordata, Actinopteri, Salmoniformes, Salmonidae. The record is from RefSeq and is a predicted model, not a curated record. Gene Ontology annotation, biological process: positive regulation of protein ubiquitination; adherens junction maintenance.